This is a messenger RNA of Sapajus apella (tufted capuchin), 3015 nucleotides long. RefSeq names its product stanniocalcin 2 (gene STC2). Gene Ontology annotation, biological process: intracellular calcium ion homeostasis. Gene Ontology annotation, molecular function: hormone activity. The record is from RefSeq and is a predicted model, not a curated record. Gene Ontology annotation, cellular component: extracellular region. The transcript is spliced from 4 exons. Lineage: Eukaryota; Metazoa; Chordata; Mammalia; Primates; Cebidae. The coding region runs from base 1314 to 2222 and encodes 302 amino acids.
UUUCUCCUUCCUUCCGCGGGCCGGGGGAGAAAGUAGCCGGGGCUAUCCCGAGCCGGCGGUCUUGGAGACGGGGUCGAACAAUAAAAGGGAGGAGAUGGUGGUAAUUUCCCUGGAUUUAGCUUUUUUGUCUUUGUUUUUGUUCUCACCACUUCCGUCCGAUGACUGGAGAGUAAAAGGGAACCCGGAGCUGGGUAGCCGGCAGCGGUUUGAGAAAAUGCAGGAGUGUGUUUGGAGACGCGUAAAGUUGCCUUUCAAGCUCUGGCCUCCCGGGCAAGCGAAGGUCCGCGGCGGGCUGACUCAGGGCUGCCUUGGGCCUCCCUGUCACCCUCCUGGAAAUGAUGCAAGUCCCGACCGUCACCUGGAUCCGUGUAGCCCAGGCUGGAAUAGGGUCGGGAUUAGGGGAAGGACGAGAAACCACACUCCAGGUGUUGCAUUGUCUUCCCAAGCGGGAAGACGGGGCAGUUGCUCUGACCAAAGACUGUAUCUAGUGCUUCUGCUCCUGUCUCCAAUAGUGGGGUUCUUUUUAAUGCAAAUUGUCACAAGGCCAGGAAUUUCCACGUGUGCUCAUUUGGCCCACAGCAUCACUGUACCGAGGAAAUUGCUUCAAUCUAUCAAGUCCUCUGGGCUGGGAAUCUCACUGAAUUUCAAACGGCGGAGAAAGGAAACUUUCCCAACCCGAUGCGGGUGUCACGCGAGCCAGGGGCCCCAGGGACACUGUCCCAGCGCAGAUCGUCCCCCUUUAGCUGCAGCUGGAGCUGGGAUUCGCUUUUAUAUUCUACAGCCCGUUCGGCCAUUGCCCUGGCGCUCCUGCACACGCGCAUGCAUCUCCGGCCGCGCUCGCUCAUACACACACACACACACACACACACACACCCAAAAGCGUGACCGCCGCCAGGUCGGCAACUUUGUCUGGCGCUCCCGGCGGAGCUCGGCUUCCUCCUGUAGUAGUUGGGCGCAGGCCCCGCCUCCCGGCCGUGUUGUCAAAAGGGCCGGGGUCUCGGAUUGGUCCAGCCGCCGGGACAACACCUGCUCGACUCCUUCAUUCAAGUGACACCAGAGCUUCCAGGGAUAUUUGAGGCACCAUCCCUGCCAUUGCCGGGCAUUCGCGGCGCUGCUAACGGCCUGGUCACAUGCUCUCCCGAGUGCUACUGGAGGGCGCUGGGUAACCUCUAUCCGAGCUGCAGCCGCGAGGAGGAGGGAAAAGGCUAGCAAAGAGGAAGAGGGGGAGAAGGAGGGGUAGCGGGGAAGGAGGAAGAGGAAGAGGGGAGCACAAAGGAUCCAGGUCUCCCUGUGGGAGGUUAAUACCAAGAAUUAUGUGUGCCGAGCGGCUGGGCCAGUUCGUGACCCUGGUCUUUGUGUUGGCCACCUUUGACCCGGCGCGAGGGACCGACGCCACCAACCCACUCCAAGGUCCCCAAGACAGAAGCUCUCAGCAGAAGGGCCGCCUGUCCCUGCAGAAUACAGCGCAGAUCCAGCACUGUUUGGUCAAAGCUGGCGAUGUGGGGUGUGGCAUGUUUGAAUGUUUCGAGAACAACUCUUGUGAGAUUCGGGGCUUACAUGGAAUUUGCAUGACUUUUCUGCACAACGCUGGAAAAUUUGAUGCCCAGGGCAAGUCAUUCAUCAAAGACGUCUUGAAAUGUAAGGCCCACGCUCUGCGGCACAGGUUCGGCUGCAUAAGCCGGAAGUGCCCAGCCAUCCGGGAAAUGGUGUUGCAGUUGCAGCGGGAAUGCUACCUCAAGCACGACCUGUGCACGGUGGCCCAGGAGAACACCCAGGUGAUAGUGGAGAUGAUCCAUUUCAAGGACAUGCUGCUGCAGGAACCCUACCUGGACCUCGUGAACUUGCUGCUGACCUGUGGGGAGGAGGUGAAGGAGGCCAUCACCCACAGCGUGCAAGCUCAGUGUGAGCACAACUGGGGAAGCCUGUGCUCCAUCUUGAGUUUCUGCACCUCCGCCAUCCAGAGGCGCCCCACGGAGCCCCCCGAACGCCAGCCCCAGGUGGACACAGCCAAGCUCUCCAGGGCCCACCACGGGGAAGCAGGACAUCAUCUCCCAGAACCCAGCAGUAGGGAGACCGGCAGAGGUGCCAAGGGCGAGCGAGGUAGCAAGAGCCACCCAAACCCCCAUGCUCGGGGUAGAGUCGGGGACCUUGGGGCCCAGGGACCUUCUGGAAGCAGCGAGUGGGAGGAUGAACAGUCAGAGUAUUCUGAUAUCCGGAGGUGAAACGAAACGCCUGGCGACGAAAUCUUUCCUCUGCGCCGUCCAUUUUCUUACCUAUGGACAUUCCAAAACAUUUACCAUUAGAGAGGGGGGAUGUCACAUGCAGGAUUCUGUGGGGACUGUAGGCUUCAUGGAGGUGUGUGUUCUCGGAACGGACAGGUGAGAUGGAGACCCCUGGGGCCGCGGGGUCUCGGGGGUGCCUGGUGAAUUCUGCACUUACACAUACUCAAGGGAGCGCGCCCGAGUUAUCCUUGUAUCUUUGUCUUCUUUCCAUCUGUGGAGCAAGUGGGUGGUGGCUGCUCUGUAGUGGGGGAGGUGAACCGGGAGGGGCAGGGUAAGGCAGGACCCCCAGGGCUGGACCACACAGUGGGUGCUGGGCCCCGCCCCAAAGCUUGUGGUGCAGCAGCCUCUGGUGCUGUCUCCACGGAAGUCAGGGUGGCUGGAUUCCAGGACAGGAGUGAAUGUAAAAGUAAAUAUCGCUUAGAAUGCAAGACAAGGGUGGAGAGGAGGCAGGGGCCGCAGGGGUGCUUGGUGCCAAACUGAAAUUAAGUUUCUUGCAUGGGACCUUGCAGUUCAGAGCUCUUGGUGGGGGCAGGGGGAGGGGUGGGAGGCGUGUCAUUUCUCUGUGUAAUUUCUGAGCCAUUGUUCUGUCUGGGCUAGGGGCGGGGGCACACUGUCCAAGGGAGUGGCCCCUAUGAGUUUAUAUUUUUACCACUGCUUCAAAUCUCCAUUUCACUUUUUAUUUGUCCAGUUAUAUCUACAUAUCUGACAUCUAAAUAAAUGGCUUUCAAACAAA